This is a messenger RNA of Oncorhynchus masou masou (cherry salmon), 5573 nucleotides long. RefSeq names its product EPS8 signaling adaptor L3b (gene eps8l3b). The record is from RefSeq and is a predicted model, not a curated record. Gene Ontology annotation, molecular function: actin binding. NCBI's taxonomy places the organism in Eukaryota, Metazoa, Chordata, Actinopteri, Salmoniformes, Salmonidae. Gene Ontology annotation, cellular component: ruffle membrane; vesicle; plasma membrane. Gene Ontology annotation, biological process: regulation of Rho protein signal transduction; Rho protein signal transduction; positive regulation of ruffle assembly. The transcript is spliced from 23 exons.
GUGGGUUAGGGAACAUUACACACAGCAUCACCCCCCAGCAGGUGGGUUAGGGAUGGGAACAUUACAUACAGCAUCACCCCCCAGCAGGAGAAAGCAAGUAUUGCCAAGUGCAUCACAGACCUGAAGGUUUUGGCUAAAGUCCAGCAGGCCAAGACUACUGCAUAACUCACCACUGUACUGUCUCUAGACCGUCGCCACUCAACCCCCAGCUCGUUGAUGGCCACUUUUCAUUACAAAUCAACUAUUUCCUCUUUAACGAUAUGGUCUGUCUCUUUCCAUGUAAUGAGUGUAUAUACACAUCGACUGAUCAUAAAAAUAAAAGGUUAAUUUUAUUCACUAACCUUCUAUUUUGUCGUUAUUAACCCGGGUGAAAAUGCUGUUGAUAAUAUAAGUUGGUUCAAAGCAGCAAUCUGGGAUUUGUUUCUUAGCAAAAUGGCAGCAAGUUGUUAUACCAGACACAGUUUGGACAGAUUCUUAAGCUGUACUGUAGGUGAUAUAAAACGGUUUAGGAAAUAUUGCAUAAGAGGUUUUACGCUUAUCUCACCACCUAUAAUCUCUUAUCAACAGAACGGCAAGGCAUUCCCAAACCUUUGGACUCAUAACGUACAAAACCUGCUUUCCAUCAAGCCUUUAAUGACCCUUAUAAAAGCUAGGGCCUGUGAUCCCAUAUGACGCCCUAUGUAAUGGGCCCUGGUCAUAAGUAGUGUACUAUAAUUUGUGUCCCAAACGACAUACUUUAUCUGUGGGGCUGGCCGUUCUCCGUCACUGCUGGGACCUGGUCAGGAGUGUGUAAUGUUAGCGAUGGGAAUGUGUUGGGACAGAUAUCACUACGUAAUACAGGACAGACACAAGCUCUGGUUAUGUUUCCGAUCAACGUGAAAUGUUCACCUCACUGAAUACACCCUUGCAGGCGGACUUUGACCUUGGCGUUGCCAAGCAGGAAGUCAAGGAUAAUAUUUGUCUCUUUUUUUUUGUACCUGCCGAUUGUGUCAGAUGCUUGUCUUGGAAUAUGUAUGCCACUAUUGGAUUAUAAGAGGCUUGCUCAUGGAACAGUGAACUCAAGAGGACACAGGCUACAUUCACAGAUUGGUGACGUCACGAUUCAAAAAAGAAAUAAAAAAUGUUCAGGAAUAAUAGCGUGCCGUUUCCCUCUCAACCAAGAGGGCUCCCUCAGGAGGGUCCCCUCUCUCAGAGGUCCAGUAUGACCAGACCCAGUGCCAAGUCCAUAUACAUGCAAAGGAAGGAGUAUUCUGAAACGAUGAACAAACAACCCGACAACUUUCAGUACAGGGUGGAGCACCUGUUUACGUGUGAGUUGGACGGCCAGGAGGUGCGCAACUUGGAUGAUUGUGUGACCAGGCUGCAUAGGCUGGAGGCUAAGGGCCGUGUCUGGGGGCAGGAGGUGAUCCUGGAGGUUCAGGGAGGAUACCUUCAGCUCAACGACAUCGAGACCAAGGCAGAGCUGGAGUAUGUGUCUCUGGGAAGUGUAGUUCAGACCAAGGCUGUGUUGGACACUUGUGCCUACAACUCCCUGCUCACUGUUAUGGUCCAGGAACGCAACAGACGCAUCCCUCAAGUCUUUAUGUUCCAGUGUGAGGAGAUUGGUGCAGAGCAUAUCAGAGAAGACCUGGACAGGGCUGUCCAACACAGUGCUAAUGCUCCUCCUCCUGAACCUCGCAGAGAACCAAGCAGACACCAGAGUAAUAUGGAGAACAUCAUCGGUCAACAGGCGAAUGGGAAUGGCUUCUGGCCCAUUGGUCCUGCUCCUCCCAUGAUGCUGCAGGAGAGGACCCCUCCUCCCCCUGACCGCACCGCCCCGGUGUACAACAACAGAAAUGGCAGGGACUAUGAGAGCUUCCCUCCCCCUCCAGUCUACAGCCCACUACAGGAGCCCCUGCACAGUCCGGAUGUAUACGGAGGGUUACAGCAGUACGGAGCUAGAGACCAAGAGCCUCGCCAACCCCAGCCUCAAUACACUGACACAGAGAGGAAUGUGGAAAUUUUAAACCAUGUGCUGAACGACUUGGAGCUCUUCAUGGGGAAAGUAGCUGCUCCUAAUGAAGAGAAGAACAACAAGAAGAAAAAGAAGAAGAAAAGCUCAAAGCCAAAUGCUGACAACUUGCCACAUUGGGAGGAGUUUGUCGUCUGUCUUCAGAAAAUCAAGUAUGGAUUCAACCUGCUGGGAAAGCUGAAUGGAGAGAUCCAGAAACACUAGGGUAAAGCUGACUUUGUCCACAUUCUCUUCUCCACUCUGGGCAUGUUGGUGUGCCACUACCCCCCUGACCUGCCCCCCUCUGUCCUGACCCCCUUGCUAACAGAGCCAGCACUCAUCUUGCUUAGCCAAGUGGUCACCCCAGAGGAGGACCAGAAAUGGAGGGCCCUGGGAGACUCCUGGAACAUCCCCAGGUCCAAAUGGCCAGACGGUCACAUGAUCCCGCCCUACAACCCAGAGUUCUAUGAUGGUUGGCAGCCGCCACAGCCUGUCCCACCGGCAGCCAAUCAGGGCCUGAGCAGGAGCAACAGCCAGCACAUCCCCCUGAGAAAGGAAAUGAUGCAACAGAUGCCUGAUGAGGGCAGGCAGUUGAGCAGGAGCAACAGCCAAUACAUGCAACGGCCUGAGGAGCCCAUGAUGAACUCUCCACCAUCUUUACGCCCGAGUGAGCUGGCCCCAGUGAGGAUGCGUGUGAUCUAUGACUUUAUGGCCAGGAACCCCCAGGAGCUGAGCAUUAUGAAGGGAGAGGUUGUCCAGGUCGUAGACAAGUCGGGGCAGUGGUGGAGGAUCCGUAAUGAACGUGGCGAGGAGGGUCACGUUGCUAAGAAUGUUCUAGAGCCUCUGGACGGGGGGAGACCCUGGGAUGAGGGCCAGGAGGUGCGCUCCCCUCCAACCCUCAACAUGCAGUCCAGACCUGCAGAGGUGAAAGCCUGGCUGGAAUACAAGGCCUUCUCCAAAAUAACGGUUCGUAGCCUGAGCGUGCUGAACGGAGCCCUGCUACUGGGGAUGUCCAAAGAUGAGAUGAGGACGGUGUGUCCAGAGGAAGGAGGAAGAGUCUUCUUCCAGCUGCAGGCCAUCAAGUCCUCCAUAGCCCUUGCCAGUGAGUCCAAUGGAUAUGGCCCUUAUAACGGUCGUUAGGCUGACUCGUCACAAGUAACAACCAAGAGCCGACUGAGGGAGAAGAAUAACUCAACUAUUUAACCUUUCAUUUAAUCAUAUAUUUUUUUUUGUCCAUUCAUAGACGGGUUGGUUGUUUAGCAACAAAGCCGAUGUGCGAGUAACUAUGUGUCAAAACACAGAUUGGUUUUGACUGUUGACAACAUGUAAACUGUAUUAUUUCUCUAAAUGUUUUAUUGAUUAUACAUAAAUAAAUUAGCACAAUCAGUACUUUUUUGUUUAGCUUUGAACUUCAAAGAUCAUUACAGACAUCUGAGCGCUCCCCUUUCUUUUGCUGGGGUAGUCACCGGGUAGUCACCGGGUAGUCACCGGGUAGUCACCGGGUAAUCACCGUGUAGUCACUGGGUAAUCACCGUGUAGUCACCGUGUAGUCACCGUGUGAGUCACCGUGUAGUCACCGUGUAGUCACCGGGUAGUCACCGGGUAGUCACCGUGUGAGUCACCGUGGAGUCACCGUGUAGUCACCGGGUAGUCACCGGGUAGUCACCGGGUAGUCACCGGCACCGUGUAGUCACCGUCACCGGGUAGUCACCGGGUAGUCACCGGGUAGUCACCUCAAAGUCAGUUCCACUCCUGCUUUUAGUCUCCCCCUCUAAUCAGGGACUGAUUUAGGCCUGAGACACCAGGUGGGUGCAAUUAUCAGGUAGAACAGAAAACCAGCACUACUCCGGACCUCCGGGUUCGGAUUUGAAUACCAGUACCCUUGCUUUAUUCUCUUUUGGACGAAUCAGAACCAUUGGUGUGGUGGAGUCUCAUUGACAGCGCAGUGAUUAUCCAAUAGAAGUGUGUCAUACCUUGUCACCAGGUUCCUAGGAACACUGAGAACUGCUUCAGUGUUCCCGGGGCAUUCUCUCUGUGUAGCCUGGCUUCAUCUUGUCCCGAGGGACAAUACAGGAGUGGAGUAAUACUCUGUACGAUCUAGGGUCACUCAGUAUCAGAGGAGUCUUUGGAAUGCCUCCCCCCAAAGAAUAUAGAAAGGUACAGUAGUGUUAUGAAACAGGUGAGUAGCACAAGGCCCCUAUAGCGUGUUGCAAACCCAGAUCAGCUGAUCAAAAGACAAACGUCCUGACCACAAUCCUAAUAAAGAUGUCCGGUGAGUAGAGAGAGUAAGGCGCCCAUCAAUUAAAGGAUAGAUUCUUUCAGAUCUCCGCAGAGCGGUUGUUUUGGCGAGGUGGAACUGUGUUAGAGUUGUCAAAUCCAAUCAGAUUCAAAUGUAAUUUGUCACAAGUGCCGAUUUGUCAGUUUUUAUACUGGAGCUUCACCGACUGGAGUGCUGUCAUGACGCUAGCCGUUUCAGUGAAUUGGCUAGUAGAGAUGUGAACAACCCCCCUCUCUCCUGUUAGGAGGGGGGCAAUUUUAAGACUUUACAACCACAUCGCAAAUUCCUUGCAGAGAUGCUUGUCUCCCUGACCAUGCAAUAUGGGAGAGAGAGGGUCACAGUAGAACAAAGGAACUCUCCUGCCAAAUUCUACCACAUCCCAGAAUUUGAGAAUUGAACAAUAUUCCUAUUCUGGAGAAUGUGGAAAUGGUCGGUGGAGAAGCCAGCUUCAACCCGAUCCAUUUUGUUUCAUGUUUGGGACCUCAUGAAAAACAAUAGUCACUUUUGUAUUGUAUAAAAUGAAUGAGUAAAAAUGAAACUAUUUGUGAAAUGAUGUAAUGUGAUAUUUAGUCUUCUAAAUGAGAGAAUUGUUUUCAUAAGUAAACUGGUGCUCACUCAGCGGCCACGCCCACGUGAAUAGACAUUGGUUGGAAAUGAUGAACCAACCCCUUUCCUACAUUUCUAUAAAAGCCCCCGUGAUGAAAAGUCACCUUAGUUCCAAAUAACGGGAGGACUUGUCCUCCAAGUUGAAAAGGGCUAAUUUCAACUAUACAGGCCAGGAAACGAGAGAGUUUGCUCCACACGUGAAAUGGUAUGAACUCUGAACUAUUGAUCACCUAAAGAAGAAGUGCAUACUAAACUAGAGUAUAUCAGACUGCAGCUGAACAUAUGCACAAAUCUAGUACGAGAACCGACGCGGACAAAUCUCCAGAGUGAGGUUAACCUUUUGGACCACGUGAACCUCUCACACAAAGGACAACGACGACAUUGACUGGGCACUCCAGAGCCUCACAUCACCAGCUCAACUAUCAAAGCCAGCUUCACGUAAAUGCAAUGCAUUACUUUUCUGAAUGAGCGAUCGUUAGUGGCAUAUGUAUUUAUGUGAGAAUAGCUUCCCAGGUCCAAUAGAGACCCAUGAUCCUUAGUCUUCCUUCCAAAACCCCUUUCUAUUCUCUCUGAAUCUAUUAUGUUAUAACUAAGCUGCUUUUGUUUAGUCCACUAGGGACGGUAUUUACUGUAUAAUGUUAUUAUGUAUUGUAUAUUCUGUAAUUGUUUAAUUAGUUAGUAAAUAAAUAAUUGAGGCAA